AUGGCAGUCAGUUUGCUAAGGUCACUUGUGUCUCCACUAAAAGUCUGCGGGCGUCAAGCAGGAGUUGUGUUUCCUGCAAUUAAGAUAAAUAAUGUCAGGGACUUCAGUACAUCACAACGGAGGAGUGCAGUUUUUUGUGCGAAUGCAUCAGACGCAGUUAAAGACAUCAAUGAUGGAUCAAAAUUGCUGGUUGGAGGUUUUGGAUUAUGUGGAAUCCCAGAAAAUCUUAUUAGUGCAUUACUAGAUACCAAAGUGAAAGACUUAACUGUGGUCAGCAACAAUGCUGGGGUGGAUGACUUUGGCCUUGGACUAUUGCUGAAGCAGGGCCAGAUCAGGCGAAUGAUAUCAUCCUACGUGGGUGAGAAUGCAGAGUUUGAGAGACAGUACUUAUCUGGAGAACUGGAAGUGGAACUCACACCACAGGGAACUCUAGCUGAGAGAAUUAGAGCAGGAGGGGCAGGCAUCCCCGCCUUCUUCACACCCACUGGCUAUGGAACAUUGAUAGAGGCAGGAGGGGCUCCUAUCAAAUAUGAUGGCAAGGGAGAUGUUGCUUUGGCCAGUAGCUCAAGGGAGGUCCGAGAGUUUGCUGGAAUUCCACACAUAUUGGAGGAAUCUAUCACUGGAGACUUCGCCCUAAUCAAGGCGUGGAAAGCUGAUAAGGCUGGAAACCUCACAUUUAGAAAGACUGCUCGUAACUUUAACCCGCCAAUGUGUAAGGCGGGGAAGGUGACGAUUGCUGAAGUAGAGGAGAUUGUAGAGGUAGGAGAGAUCCCUCCGGAGGAUGUCCAUGUACCUCAUGUCUAUGUCCAGCGCGUCAUCUUAGGGCCUAGCUACGAAAAAAGAAUUGAGCGUUUGCGCCUCACCAAACCUAAGAGUGCUAACUUUGAGAAGAGUCCAGCUGAUAUUAUACGAGAGAGAAUUGUACGCAGAGCUGCCCUUGAAUUCAAAGAUGGCAUGUAUGCAAACCUUGGAAUUGGUAUGCCAAUGUUGGCAAGUAACUAUAUACAGGGAAUUACGGUACACCUGCAGAGUGAGAACGGUAUCCUUGGACUGGGUGCUUUUCCAACAGAAGAACAGGUGGACCCUGAUCUCAUUAAUGCUGGGAAAGAAACAGUCACCAGUAUUCCUGGCAGUUCCUACUUUUCCAGCGAUGAGUCUUUUGCCAUGAUUCGAGGCGGCCACAUCAAUAUCACUAUUCUAGGAGCUAUGCAGGUAUCACAAUAUGGAGAUCUGGCCAACUGGAUGAUCCCAGGUAAGAUGGUGAAAGGUAUGGGAGGAGCUAUGGAUUUGGUAUCCAGUAAGGACACUAAAGUCAUCGUAACCAUGGAACACACAGCUAAGGGAGGAAAGCACAAGAUUCUCGCCGAUUGUACCCUACCUCUAACAGGCAAGGGGUGUGUCAACACGAUCAUCACAGAAAUGGGUGUGUUUGAGAUUGACCCAUAUGAAGGACUGACCCUAACAGAGAAAGCUGAGGAUGUUCUCCUGGAGGAUAUUGUGGAAUUUACUGGUGCAGAUUUUAAGGUUGCUUCAGAUUUAAAAACGAUGGGACAGAUAGAGCAACCAUGCUGAAAGCUGUAUUGUGAUAUUACAUGUCAAAGUGUCAUUGUAUGAACCUUGUCCGACUGUCAUUGUUAAUUGCUGAUCUGUAAGAUUUUACAUAGAAGGUUUGUGAUAGUGUAAUGAUCUAACUGAACAUGGAUGUCAAAAAGUGAGAUGUUUUGGUUUGUUUCAGCACAGUUUUGUCCUCGUAAUUACAUUUUCGGGCAUUAGCAUUUCUGAAAGCUUUCAUUUGGAGUUGGCAGAUAUUAUCAGAUCUUGGAAAUAAUAUUGCCUACAUAUUGAAAAAAUUUGUCCUAAUAGUAUGUAUAUAUAUCGGUAAUAUAAAUAUUUCUGAUAUUAAUUUUGUCUACCAGUUUUGUUUUUGCUGGAACAUUCUAGGAUACCGUAAUCUGUGUUAUGUUUUAUUUUCUUACAUAAAACUGUUGACCUGUGUACUUUUGAUGUUUUACUUUACUUGAAAAAGUAAACGAGACAUUUUGGAGGGAGUUAUGUAUGAAUAUCAUAAUCAUGGAAACUGAUUGUAAGCAUCAGUGAUUAGAAAGUGUUAUUGAAAUCACAAGUAAAAUGCUUACUUGUAUUGCUAAUGAUAAAGGUAAAAAAUUUAUAUACCUUACUAGUGCUGGAAACUAGAAGUUUGCUUUUCUUCAACAUAUUUUCAUUUUCAAUUUUCUUGUCUAUUCUGAAUGUUUAAAAUUAAGAACAAAUUGUGUUUAUGCUUGUUUAUUUCUUCCUAUUUUUUUAACCAGCAUUUGGCAAUUAUACGUUUAUUUUUUUUUCAGAGAAUCUUUACCUUUGAUAUGCAACUUAUUUAAGAUUUUUCUCAUUAUUAAACAGACAUUACUAUAUAAAACAGGAGAGACUGAUUAACAGAGAUGUUGAAAAUGUUUUAAUGGUAGUGGAACUGUAGGGAACAGAAAUAUGAAAGGAGUAAACAUUAGCCUCCAUCACAAGUUUUAUAUGAGAAGUUUCGGGAAUCAUGUAAAUCUCAUCUGAUGUAUUUAUGAAGGAAUGGACUUUUCAAAGCAUUUAACAUUAACUUUGUGUUUGACCCCUGAUAUUUUCUUUACAUAUAAUGCUUAAAAUAUUAUCUUCAGUAGAGGAUUGUUUGGCACCAUCAUGGUUAACAAGCAAUAGCAAUGAGCUGUCCAUUAUGUGGUCAACAAUUGACCUGCCUUGUAAACUAAGCUGAUGAAGAAAAGUGUAGAGGACAUGUGCUUCUAUAUUCAAGUCUCUUGUAAAUAUUUGCACAUGCAGUUGAUAUGUUUUCAUGUGAACAUCAAGUCUUGUUGAUGUUGAAGUACUUGUCCUGGUGUUUUGUAUAGCACUAUAUACAACAGUAAAUUCUAUUUAGACCAUGCUCUCUUCUUUAAAAGAUCAGAUGACUUUAAGACACUGGUAAAAGUUUAUCUUUUACAUGUAAGAGCAAUGUUUGGUGAAAUGAAAUGGUCAGGAGAAAAUGAUUCUUACUGAAAAAACAAGACACAACUUCAACAUGUCGAUGUAUUUGUGGACAAUGAAAGCCGUGUCAAUAACAUUGCUUUAAGUUAUACUAUUGUGUAUUCUAAUGCUUUUAUGGAUUCUUUCAUCAUUGAAAAAAUUAUGGAACCAGAAAAUUGGAGUUUUGAUAUUUUUGUCAAUUAAGCAACUAUGUUAUUGUUUGAAUGUCAAUAUAUACGAGCGUGAAAUAUAUUUUGUGUAUAUGUGUUGAUUGCCAUGGUUACUUAUAAGAAGUGUUGCAGGUUUUAAAAAAACUACAUGUAAGCAAGAGAAUAUGCAGUGAAACACGUUCAGGAUAAAUCUGAUGAGAUGAAAGGAAUCUUACUGAAGAUGAUUAGGAUAAUUCAUUGCUAAGCUGUUGACUAUGGCAGAACUCUCUGAAUUUUCAGUAAAUGUACUCAUGAUGAAUGUGUUUUUGUCAAUAUCUCUUGUAAUAGUAUAUAUAUUGGCAGGUGGUAUUUUACCUGUAAAUAGUUUCCAUUCAUGUGUAAGCAGAGUGAAAGGGUUAAGAAAUAAAUUUGCGUAUUUUC
Molecule: messenger RNA, 3590 nt
Organism: Ylistrum balloti
Lineage: Eukaryota; Metazoa; Mollusca; Bivalvia; Pectinida; Pectinidae
Product: succinyl-CoA:3-ketoacid coenzyme A transferase 1, mitochondrial-like
Exons: 14
Coding region: 1-1572 (523 amino acids)
Biological process (GO): ketone body catabolic process
Cellular component (GO): mitochondrion
Molecular function (GO): succinyl-CoA:3-oxo-acid CoA-transferase activity
Source: RefSeq, a predicted model, not a curated record